This is a messenger RNA of Grus americana (Whooping crane), 2084 nucleotides long. It is a transcript of the gene CDK5R2, whose product is annotated as cyclin dependent kinase 5 regulatory subunit 2. Gene Ontology annotation, molecular function: protein kinase binding; cyclin-dependent protein serine/threonine kinase activator activity. The record is from RefSeq and is a predicted model, not a curated record. The transcript has a single exon. Gene Ontology annotation, cellular component: protein kinase 5 complex; cytoplasm. Bases 197 to 1159 code for a protein of 320 amino acids. Lineage: Eukaryota; Metazoa; Chordata; Aves; Gruiformes; Gruidae. Gene Ontology annotation, biological process: brain development; activation of protein kinase activity; positive regulation of cyclin-dependent protein serine/threonine kinase activity.
UUGGCUGGCGGCGGGGAGGCGGGGAGCGGCGGGGCCGCGGCUGGCUGCAGCGGCGGGCGCGGAGCCCAGAGCGGGCGCGGCGGAGCAUCCUCGGGCACCGCGGCCCCGGUGCGGGCUGCCUCCCCCGCAGCCCCCGGCCUCCUAUGGGCGGUGCCGGCGCCCCGGCCCCCACACGCCCGUCCCGCUCGGCCUUAGCAUGGGCACGGUGCUCUCCCUCUCCCCCGCCGCCUCCUCGGGCAAGGGCGGCGGCGGCGGGGGGCUGCUGGCCGACAAGGCGCCGGGAAGAGUGCCGGGCAAGGGCGAGAGCCGGCUGAAGCGCCCCAGCGUGCUCAUCUCGGCGCUCACCUGGAAGCGGCUGGUGGCCGCCUCGGCCAAGAAGAAGAAGAACACCAAGAAGGUGACGCCGAAGCCCGGCGGCGGGGCCCCGGCGGGGGGCCCGGGCCAGCCCGACCCGCUGGUGGUGCAGCGCAACCGCGAGAACUUGCGCAAGUCGGUGGUGGGGCCGGCCGACGGCACCAAGCAGGGCCCGCUGGCCGUGCCGGUGCCCACCGUGCCCUCGGCGCCGCAGGAGCUGCACCCGGGCUCCGGCGGGGGCAAGCCUCCGCCGCCACCGCCGCCGGCCGGCAGCCGCGCCCCGGGCUCCCCGCGCCGCGUAGUGGUGCAGGCGUCGACCGGCGAGCUGCUGCGCUGCUUGGGGGACUUCGUGUGCCGCCGCUGCUACCGGCUGAAGGAGCUGAGCCCCGGCGAGCUCAUCUCCUGGUUCCGCAGCGUGGACCGCUCGCUGCUGCUGCAGGGCUGGCAGGACCAGGGCUUCAUCACCCCGGCCAACCUGGUGUUCGUCUACCUGCUGUGCCGGGAAGCGCUGCGGGGAGAAGACAUCGGCAGCCAGGCCGAGCUGCAGGCCGCCUUCCUCACCUGCCUCUAUCUCGCCUACUCCUACAUGGGCAACGAGAUCUCCUACCCGCUCAAGCCCUUCCUGGUGGAGGGCGACAAGGGGCGCUUCUGGGAGCGCUGCCUGGGGAUCAUCCAGCGCCUCAGCGCCAAGAUGCUGCGAAUCAACGCGGACCCGCACUACUUCACGCAACUCUUCCAGGACCUCAAGAGCGAGGGCGAGGGCGGAGGCGGGUCCAAGCACUGGACGAUCAGCCUGGACCGCUAGGGAGGUACCGGGCCCCCGGCGCCGAGGGCGGAAGGGGCCGCGCACCGACGGGUGGGGGAGGCGAAGGACUGCCGGAUCCCCCCCCCCGCCUCGCAUCCUUCUCGCCUUCCCCCCCCCUCCCCGGCCGCCAGCUCCGCGGAGACGCUGCCUGGACCCUCCCUGCUCCGGAUCUGGCCGCUCCCCCCCCUUCCGCCCCCAGCUGGGGGCUGCGCUCCGGGACACCGAGACGGCGGAGAAGACCGGGGGGGGAAGGGGGUGUCCCUCCCGCCUGCGCGAUGAGGGGGGGGGAAGCUGCCAACAAGCGGAGGCUCCUGGAUGCGUUUUCUCUAGAAAAAAAGGCGGAGGAAUGGAGCUGGGGGUCCGAGGCAGGAGGGUACGGGGUGUCUCCUCGGUGCUGCGGGGGCCCCGGGCACACGGUGCAUGUGAACGAGCCCCCCCCAGCCGCGGGCAGAGCCGGGCCCCGCGCCGCCGCCUCCAGCCCGGAGCUGUCCGUGGUGCUGGAGCCGCCGCGGCUGAGCAGACAAAGGAGGGGGGGGCAAGGCUGGGGGGGCCGCGGGCUUUCGUGUCGUGGGCGCUGCCUCCCUCUCCCCCCCCCCCGCGUGGGGCACACGGCCCCCCCGCGCAUGGGCGACGCUGCCCCUCACCCCGCGGGAGCCGCCCGCUUGCCCCUUUGUUCGAGCCGCUGGGGGGGGGCGUCCACCCCCCUUUCCCGCGGGUAACACCCCCCCUCCCCGUUGCGCCCCCCGAAGCGGGGUCCUGGUGGGGUGAGCGCCCCUCACACACACACUUCGGCUUGCUGCGGGGACAGGGGUCUGUGCCAGAGGAGGCCUAGGGAGCCCGGGGGGAGGGGGCCUGCUAUGGGGGGAAGGGGGUCCCUCUCCUCUUGCUUUGCUUCACUGGAGAAUAAAGAGGUGGCCUGGAUGGG